AUGAAGCCAGAAGAAACAUACGACUUCAUCGUAGUCGGAGCAGGCGUCGCAGGCUGUGUGGUAGCGAGUCGAAUCUCGCAAAGCCGUCCCGAUCUGCGCAUCCUGCUCAUCGAAGCCGGCGUCGAGAAAGACGAUCGGACAUCCGGCGCAAUGGGCUUCGCGGCAGGAUUCGGCUCGGAUCUCGAAUGGCCCCAUCGCUCGGUACCGCAGGAGCGCGCUUUCGGAGGUGAUACGGUGUGUCUGGCCUCUGGCAAAAUUGUCGGGGGAGGGUCCGGGGUAAAUUAUCAGGUGUUUACGCGCGGGCCGGCUGUUGAUUAUGACCAAUGGGCAGAUCUUGUUCAAGACCGGAGAUGGUCGUGGAAUGGUCUUUUGCCGUAUUUCAAGAGGGUCGAGACGUGGUAUCCUUCUGUGGAGAUGAAGGAGAGAGGCCUUCUCACUGUUGAUUCUCAUGGAGAUUGUGGGCCGAUCAAGGUCAGCCAUGCGACGAACAGUGGACUGCCACGAAAUUACCCGUUGCGGGAGAAGAGUCGCAGAUUCCACGAAUUGCUCGGUCGCAAGCAGGUGGAUGAUAUGAAUAGUGGACAGCAGCUGGGGUACUCGGAGGCGUUUAGUUCCACCUAUGCGGGAUUGAGGAGCUUUGCGAGUAGCUACCCUUUGGGGAGUAACGUCACUGUCUGGACGAAUUCAACAGUGGAGAGGCUCAUGAUGACUGGGAAGACUGUGGAAGGCGCCAUUAUUGCGCGAUCAGUGGGAGAUCAGAUUGAGCGCGUCCAUGUCAAGGCUCGGAAAGAAGUGAUCCUCUCAGCUGGGGCAUAUGGAUCACCCAAAAUCCUCCUUCUAAGCGGCAUCGGCCCAGCAGAAGAAUUGCAGCCACAUGGCAUCACUCCAGUCGUAGACCUUCCCGUGGGGAAGAACUAUGCUGACCACCCUCAUAUAUUCACCUACUGGUCGAUUGACGAGCACAAUGCUACCCUAGGUGAUGGGGAGAUGGAAACAGAACAGGUCCAUUGGCUAGCGGGCUUACCAUACGACUGGAUGUCUUUUGCACCUGCGGAUGCAAAGACACAAGAGCUGGCCAAACAAGUUCUGAGCUCAGCCGAGCGCAAUCGGUACUUGGCUGAGGGGAAGAUGCAACUUGAAAACUUUAUUGUUUACACCGCCGUCGACACGUCCGCUCGCAAGAAACCCCUCGAAGGCUGGCCCGGGAAGCGCGUCAUCAGCCUCAUGCACGUUCUCGUCGACUCAGUAUCACGGGGUACUCUCACGCUGCGAUCAUCUGACCCUGCUGACACCCCCGUGCUCGAUCCCAAACUCCUUGCAUCCCCGAUUGACCGAUCGGCGAUGUACGAGAAUGUGCGGGAGACUGCGCGUGCCAUACAGGCCGUCGAGGGUCUUAAUGCUGUCGAGUUCGGCGUCGACGAUUCCCUCCGUGACAAUUGGUCCGAUGAGGCGAUCGAUGUCCGGGCGAACCGGAGUGGUGGUAGUUGCUUUCACUACUCGGGGACUUGUGCGAUGGGGGAAGUUGUCGACACUGAGUGUCGGGUGUAUCAGGUUGAGCGAUUGAGGGUUGUGGACUCUGGUGUAAUCCCACUACCGUUGGCGGCGCAUUAUCAGGCGCCUACGUAUGGUGUUGCUGAACAGGCUGCUAAUAUGAUUCUUUCCUCGGUGGCGUGA
Messenger RNA from Aspergillus tubingensis, 1674 nucleotides. Its product is annotated as GMC family oxidoreductase. The record is from RefSeq and is a predicted model, not a curated record. NCBI's taxonomy places the organism in Eukaryota, Fungi, Ascomycota, Eurotiomycetes, Eurotiales, Aspergillaceae. The coding region runs from base 1 to 1674 and encodes 557 amino acids. Gene Ontology annotation, molecular function: flavin adenine dinucleotide binding; oxidoreductase activity, acting on CH-OH group of donors. The transcript is spliced from 7 exons.